ACACUGCUUUUGUGCUCCAGGCUCACAAUUCAGAAAGCACCGAAUGUGCCGUGUUAGAACUUUGAUAAUCAUCAGUACCAUGGUUUAUGCACAUGCACACCGCAGUCGUUUUUUGCGCGGGUGUCUUCAAUGUUUAUCUGUGGUGUCUUCACAGAUGAGUGGAAUUCGUGACCUGAUUCCAGGUUCAGUGAUUGAUGCCACAAUGUUCAACCCUUGUGGAUACUCCAUGAAUGGAAUGAAAACGGAUGGAACUUACUGGACGAUUCACAUCACCCCCGAACCGGAGUUCUCCUAUGUCAGCUUUGAAACCAACCUCUCCCAGACGUCUUACGACGAGCUUAUCCACAAAGUCGUGGAUGUCUUCAAACCAGGGAAAUUUGUGACCACGCUUUUCGUCAAUCAGAGCUCCAAAUGUCGCAGCGUUUUCACUUCGGCUCAGAAGCUGGAGGGUUACCGCCUCCUGGACCGCCAGUCGGCGCACUUCAACGACUACAACUUCGUCUUCACCAGUUACGCCAAGAGCCGCCAGCAGAAGCAGAGCUGAACCUCCGAAAUGAAGAAGCGUAAAAAGAAAUCGUGCGGCUGGCGGCGUUUGUGCGUGGAGUCUUCCGGCUGUAGAUCUUCCCCGAGUUUAACAUUUAUGCAUACCUGUACCUGUGACGUAGAUAUCGUGCAUGAAAGCUCUUCUCGUGUCUCUGUAGAUAUUCUAGCCCAUUCUUGCUGUGAUCUUGAAGUGCAUGUAGAGCUCUUGAACGUGGCGGUGGUGUGUGUGAGGCAUGUCACGCCAUCAUCCCAGUACAUGCAAUGCUCCCUUCCCUUCCUGCAAGUGUCCCCUCGCAUCCCCCACAGACAGGGUUUCCGACCUCACUAGACAAGGACCCUGACACGCUCAGAUCUGUCUCCUCUCCCGACCAAUCCAAAAGCAACGUCUUUUUAUCGGUUUGCGAAAAAGGUUUUUUUUUGGGCGUUGGUUAUUUAAAUCGCAACUCAUUUUCAAUGUGUGUGUGUUCAGCUCAACUGUGUAUAGCUAGCUAACUUUUCUGUGACUGUGAAGAUAUCCUGAAGACAAACCUAAAGUAUUCCUCGUCCGUCGUCUUUUCUUUAACCCUGCAGACGGCUGUCUUUAUCCGGUGUGCUAGAGAAGUGAAUGCGAGUAGCUUAACCGUCACCUUCAAUGUCGAGAGCCUGCUCUGAUUUUAGAGAACGUUUUGGAAAACGCAUCUCUCGUUUGAGUAAUACGCUCGUUAGAUGGUACCAGAGAAGUGAAUGUUUCAAAAGACGAGUUACUUAAUUGUUGCCUUGUGUGUUAACAACAUAUAAUCUGCAAUAUAUAGCCAUUACGGUGAAAGUUAACUGUUGUCUUCCUUUCCUCAAAUAAAAUGGCCUGUAUUAAAAAAAAAAAAACAUUAGUUAGUUGAAAGGUGACGAUGUGUUAUAUAGAAGAAUGGAUUUUUCUGAAUAAUGUAGCAAGUGUAGAAGAAGCCAUUACGUGUGUGUGUGAGAGAGAGGGAAUGGUGUUUGCCUUCCGUCAUUGUGAAGGACCCUGGGGCUGUCCAGCGCAGAGCCUGCUUUGAAUUGAAACCGUUGGACAGACGCUUUGCUUUCGUGUGCCGAUCGCACAGCAAAGCAUUUUUCUUUUUCUAAACCAAACGAGUUCUCUGUCUUUUUCUCUACAGUUUCCACACAAUAGGCACGCACUGAUCUGAGCAUGUCAGGGCUGACCCGGAUCAUUCCACACCCCACACCUGCAUAAAGUGCAGUUUUAAUUAUAUAUUUUUUUGCAGUAGAUUUGUACACCUCUCCAGAUCAUGCCCUCACAUGUGCUCUUGCAUGCGACUAGCGUGUCUCCGCUUCAGCCCUUUGUAACAUUACCGUGUUUCAUUUCUGAUCGUACGAUGUAACAGACUUUGCUCAAUUAUUUUUCAUCCACCCUCGUGCUGAUGGAGAUCCCGAGUUAUGAGGAGGAUGAUGUUUCUGUUAUGUCUCUUUAAAUGCGAAAAAACAAAGCAAUUCAGUUUGAUUUAACAGACACUAUAGGUGUCUGAUGUGGACCACUGCUGGGAGAAAUAACAUGAGCAUGAUCGCUUAUCGCACCUAGUACUUUUUCAGUGAAGGGGUGGUAGUUUCAAACAUUCUUCUGGUCUUUAUAUGUGGGAUUUAUACAUUAUACAUGAGUGGAGGGGGGAGACAUUGAUGUUGCGGACCAAGGAUAUAUAUAAACACAUUUUUCUAACCCUGUUCUGAGCUGGGGAGUGACCUUUUCAGAUGAUUUGGACCUGUUUUCCUCUUUCUAUUAGUUCUUGCUAGCCUGUGUUGUUGGUUGGUAAGACAACUCUUUAGAAAGGAUUCUGUCGUGGGACUUUCACAGGAAGUUGGGAAGGAAGGGGAAACUUUGCUGUUCCAAUUCUCUUGCCAUUUCCUUGGUUGGUCAAGAUGUGCUAAAUAUAUCUGUACUAAGAGCUUGAUGCUUUCAAUAAAGUUAAUAACCAUCA
This is a messenger RNA of Sinocyclocheilus grahami, 2492 nucleotides long. RefSeq names its product S-adenosylmethionine decarboxylase proenzyme-like. Lineage: Eukaryota; Metazoa; Chordata; Actinopteri; Cypriniformes; Cyprinidae. Gene Ontology annotation, biological process: spermine biosynthetic process; spermidine biosynthetic process. Gene Ontology annotation, molecular function: adenosylmethionine decarboxylase activity. The record is from RefSeq and is a predicted model, not a curated record. The coding region runs from base 44 to 544 and encodes 166 amino acids. Gene Ontology annotation, cellular component: cytosol. The transcript is spliced from 3 exons.